Messenger RNA from Lytechinus pictus (painted urchin), 3373 nucleotides. RefSeq lists its product as uncharacterized. The transcript has 8 exons. NCBI's taxonomy places the organism in Eukaryota, Metazoa, Echinodermata, Echinoidea, Temnopleuroida, Toxopneustidae. Gene Ontology annotation, cellular component: Golgi apparatus; membrane. Gene Ontology annotation, biological process: retrograde transport, endosome to Golgi. The record is from RefSeq and is a predicted model, not a curated record. The coding region runs from base 128 to 1636 and encodes 502 amino acids.
GAUUGAUGCUUUGAUCGUUCAGAAUGUUAACAGCUGAUCCUUAACUCUUGAUUUGACGGCGAGUAUUAAACCGUUUCGGAAACAAUUUCACUUUACUUCAGAGAAUGACACCGAGGCACGGAGAAUCAUGAACAGAGUACUGGCGUGUUAUGGUCUAAUUUUUGCCUUCUCGGUGAAUAUCUGGCGAUCAGAAGGGAGGAUUUUCUACCAUAAUGUCACACUCGUUUACGAUUCCGAAGAAGCCAGUGUUGAGGCACUUCGACUUCGCACCGACGGUUUUGGCUUCGAUAACACAGGAACACUGGAGUUUCAUGCAACUUGCCCAUUAUACGAGAUUAAUGGUCCAAGGCCUGAUCUAUGGCUUCUUACCUGCACGUCACAAGAAUUAAGAGAGGUACUUGAGCCAAGAACAAGUCGUCUGAACUCCGUCUGCGAGUCACUGCAGUACAAUGGAUUUUCCUCCCAGAAGCCUACCCGAUUCUGCAAGAGUCUCCAAGUUCUGUGCACCGAUCGCCGCCAAGCCAAGACGGGGAACCCCUGUCACUCGUGGAGGCUGAACGCUCUCUUUCGAGAGCCGGAGUACUAUAAGUUCAUGUUACUCCAGUGCCCGUGGCAAGGAGCGUUCAACGGAACACACACCCAACAAAACCAGGAACCAUGCUGGGCCAACCUGACCCUGAUGAAUAACAAUGGGCACAGCCACCUCAGCCAGGGUGAAGAGCCGCUGCUACUGAUUCAUAAAGUACUCAUUGUUGUCUGGGGAACGUUACUCUUCAUAUGGAUCGUCAACUGGAUCAAGUAUUACUGGUACUCCAAUGCUCUCCACAAGUUGCUGUUUGUAGCUCCAGCUCUCAAGUUCGUCAUCAUCGUGAUUCUGAUCAUUAGAUGGGAAUUCAUCAAUGCAACAGGUCUUGAGUGUCGUUGGCUAGAGAUCACAUCCUACGUCCUGAGGAGUGCAGAACAAGCGAUGCUAUUCAUGGCUAUGAUGCUGGCAUCAGAAGGCUGGUGUGUCGUUAGGCCAAGGAUCAGGAACAUUCGACAUGCGCUCCUACCAGUAUUAUUUCUUGCCUUCCUUGGGUCUGUGAUCUGUGUGGUCUGGGUUCAUAGCUAUUUUAUGGCAUUUGCUGUGUGCAGCAUUGUCUUUGUUAUCUAUCGUGCUCUCAAAUGGUGCUCCUAUAACAUCGAGCUGAUCAACAGACAGAUCGUGAUCACCCAAGCCAUCAUGACACAGAAGGAAAUCACCUUCAGGGACGGACUGGGCUUUAAGGAACAACUCAUCAAGAAACGGGACAUCUACCUCAGGCUACGGCUGGUCUGUGCCAUUUACACCAUGGUCUUUGCCAUCGUCACCACCAUGGCAACGUUCCUCUCCGAGUUCACCUGGGUCAAGGAAGUCACCUUUGAGAUUCCAGAGAUCCUUGUCUUCACAGCCCUUGGACUGAUCUUCAGGUUACGGGACUUCAGAGUCUACGAGAACAUUGAGAUCAUCGUACCGCGGGAGAGGUCGGCGGUGAUGUUCUUACCCUACCCUGAUCUACACUGGACAAAGAGACAGAAGAUUGUGAUGGCCUUUCCUCUGCAGCCUGUAGAGGAAGUGGCUUGUGAAGAGGAGAAAGCCUUGCUCAAGGACACCUGAAGCCGUGAUCAAAGAUACCAACGGGUUAGUGUGUGAAUUAAAGUCGUAUUUGCAAUGUACUAGACGUCGAUGAGCUUAGAGUGUACAGCUUCACGACUGUACGACGUCACUUAAAGCGGUUGCAACGGUCUCAUCUCAACUCUCGUGCUAGAUCUGUAAUUCUUGUUUGAUCCGAUCCAGGGGAAGGUACCCUGUAAUGUGAGUUCAGGAAGUUAAUUGGCGAGAUUUGCAGCCAUGGGAUACUGUGUUACUACAUAUAGGAUGACAGAGUUUAACGAAUGUCCACCUUCUUUAUUGCUGUCAAGCUGGCGAGUCUGACUCCAGACCGACCAGUGUCACUUCCAAUGACAUGCCAUCAGUCAGGUUUGGAGUCAGGUUUUGUUGGUGAGGUUGUAAUAUUUAAUGAUAACUGCAUGCCUAUAUUUCCAUAAUGCUUGUAUGAUAUGAUUUGUUACCAUCCCACUUAAUUGUGUCCAACUCAGUAACACAAGAAGCGGUUGUUGCAUGUUGUACAGGAACGUAUAGUCACAAUGCAACUCUUCAAGAAGGCCUUGUAUCAUAUUAUUCUCAAUAGGUGUAGUGUGGCCUUUUUAUACUCAAAGAAAGUUGGUGUCUUUUUCCGAAGUGGUUAGGUCCUUACUGUCAAUGUGCCAUUUAUUUCCUCUCCUGAGUUCAGUAUUUUAUUGAUAAAACUCAAGGACCCGAAUUCUCAAAGGUGGUCUUUAAAACCAUCGGUUGAACCCAUGGUUUAUGCAGAUUUCCUGUAUAAAUUAAGCUUAUUUACUGUGUAUAUAAAAAAAUGUCCAAUGCUGAUGCGCGCUUUUGUCAAAGUGUGCGAAAUUGACGCCUGUUGCCAUGGUUAAGUACGCUAUUGUAUUCAUGAGUACACUGUUUGAAGAGUGGACUCAUUUAUUUAAAACAGUGGACUCAUGAAUAAAAUAACGUGGAUAACCAUGGCAACGGGUGUCAAUUUCGCACACUGACAAAAGCGUGCAUCAACAUUGGACAUUAUUUGAUAGACACGGUAAAUAUGCGUAAUUUAUACAGAAAAUCUGCAUACGUAAGCCAUGGGUUCAACCGAUGGUUUUGAAAACCACCUUUGUGAAUUUGGGCGAGAUGGCUAGAUUUGGUGCUGCGAUCUGUUUAUGCUCUCGUACAGAGCUCUAGUUGUAAUUACAACAUUACAACAUUUCGAGUUGCAUAUCCGGUAUUUUGGUUACUCAGUGGGCAUUUGCAAGUGCUGAUCUACGCUGUAGUCGUACAUAUAUGUUCUUGUACACAUCUGCUUCUACCUAGUAGAAGAAGAGUGAGAAGGAGAAGUAGAAAUAGAAUUUCUACUUUUAACGUACUAGUCAACACAAAUUUUCUAUAAAUUCAGGGUGGUGUUUCAUAAACUUGGAAAUUAAUUGCUGUUCUGCAAUCUGCAAAUGUUUCUUUUACAUCUUUACAGACAGAUAUCUUGAAUCUGUGUCAUUUUUUGCUUGUUUAUUCACACCAAAAAAAAUCUGUAAAAAAAAAUGGUCACAUACAUAAUGGAACCUUUGGUGCAGAUUAUCUUGUGCGAAAAUAGAACAAUCAAAGAAUAAUUUUACUGAAAGUUUAGGAAGAGUUUAAAGAAAAAGUACUGAAAGUUAUGAGCUUUUGAAUGUUGAGGGCGCUAAUGCUUUGGAGAACCCUCCACUGACAAUGUGACUAAGGUGUGGGAUGUCACACAUGAAUAACUCUCCCCUUUUGAUU